UCCCUGCAUUAGUGUUAGUUAGGGGCUCGGAGACACACACAUACACAGAGAGCAGCCAUAGUCAAGACACGGCAACAACACCACCACUACCUCGUCCUCCCGUGUUUCAUAUCCCCAACAACACACUCUAAAAAACCGGGGACAGCCAGGUGCACGGCAAGUCCCUGCCACCAGACACUCGCAUACAAUUUCAAUGGGAAAAAUCCUUUUUUCUUCUUAUCCCUAAACAAGGAGGAGAAUGUGAAAAAGGGGAGAAAAUGCCCCGGAGGAAGCAGGAGCAACCCAAACGCCUGCCUGCACAUCUGGACAGAGUCGAGGAAGAGGAGGUCGAAGGCGAGCUCGCGGAAGAAGACGGCUGGUUCGGAAACGCCUCCGACACCCCCUCCGAGUCGUCCUACGCCGACGUGCAGGAUGAGCUCCGGGUGUCCCCCGACGACCCUCGGCAGGACCGGGACACCUCGGCCGAGAGCUCGCUGGGCUGCCCCACGCCCGUGCACCGGGCGUCCCUCGAGCUGCUGGGGCUGGACGGCGAGGCCUUCCAGGCGGGCGGCUUCUCGGCGCAGGACACGCUGUCCUCCGUGGUGUCGUCCCUGUACGGGGAGGCCUCGCAGAGCCUGGGGAAGCCGCUGAGCAGCAACCUGCGGCGCCUCCUGGAGGCGGGAGAGCUGGCGGAGAGGGGCAGGGACUCGCCGCCCAUCAGCCUCUCCCCGUCCUCCCAUCAUGCUCAGCAGCUAAGUGCUCUUGCCCGAAAGCUGGCCAAAAACUCCUCCUCCUCUGCAUCAGCCUCGCCAGCCUCCGUGACGCCUGGGGGCACUGUCAAAGCGGAACCGGUCGACCCCUUUGCUGGCAGCAACGGCGGGGGCAGCGGCUUUGUCUGGGUGGGCGGGGCUGAUGUCUGGCCGCCCGCCUCCUGCUCCGCCCCCAGCAGCGGCAGCAGCCUCUCCCCCGACUCGGCCAUCCAGAAGCUGAAGGCGGCGGCCAACGCCGUGCUGCAGGACAAGAGCGCCGUGGCAUCCUCGGCCUCCUCGUCGUCCUCCUCCUCCUCCUCGUCCUCCUCCUCUUCCUCCUCCUCCUCCUCCUCCAUGGUGGGCGUGGGCGGGCGGGCGGAGGAGGCGGUGCGCUUCGACGCCUUCGCCUCGCCCUUCAGCCCGCAGUCGGCCAGCUCCACGCUGGCGGCCCUGUCCAAGAAGGUCAGCGAGCGGAGCCUGGCGGCGGGGCAGGCCGAGCCGCCCUCCCCUGCCAGCUCCUUCCUCUCGCUCGUCUCCAUGACGUCCUCGGCCGCGUUGCUCAAGGAGGUGGCGGCCCGGGCGGCGGGGAACCUGUUGGCCGACAAGAAGGAGUCGCCGCUGCCGCCAGCCGGGCCCCCGGAGGACGCCAAGCCCCUGCUGGACAGGAGCCAGAAGGCCCCCACGCCCAAUCAGACGCUGGACCUUCUGCUGCCGCCCACUCCCCGGGGAAAGGUCAAGUCCAGCAGUCAAGCGUCUCCAGAGGACGGCGGGAAGCCCUUCCAGUGCCCCGUGUGCGGCCUGGUCAUCAAGAGGAAGAGCUACUGGAAGAGGCACAUGGUGAUCCACACCGGGCUCAAGAGCCACCAGUGUCCCAUGUGCCCCUUCCGCUGCGCCCGCAAGGACAAUCUCAAGUCUCACAUGAAGGUGCACCAGCACCAGGACCGCGGGGAGACGUUCCAGUGCGAGCUGUGCCCCUUCACCUCGUCUCGCCACUUCAGCCUCAAGCUGCACAUGCGCUGCCACCAGCACUUCCCCCGCGCCGAGCUCAAGGUGAAGGAGGAGGCCACCACCGACACCGAGGGCGAGGGCUCGCUUUCGGGCGAGCCCAAGGGCCCGGCGGGGGGCCCGGGCUCUCCCCCUCCUCCGCUGCCGCCGCCGCCGCCCCCGGACACCCGCCUCCGGGCCUCGCCCGCGGGGACGCCCGACCACAUCCGCGUCAAGGAAGAGCCCCAGGAGAGGGAUGUGUCGGGGCUCUCCCCCUUUGCCCUCUGCCGGGACCGGCCGGCCGGGAGCUCCGCCAGCCCCCUGGAGGCCCCGGGCCCCAAGGCCAGCCCCCCAACCCCCAUUGCGGCCUCCCUCUUCAGCCCGGACAUCACCACCAAGACCGCCUCCGACCUGCUCAUCAAGCUCUCAGCGGCCAAUCAGAAGGAGAGCCUGAAGCCCCAGCAGUUCUGCGUGAAGGAGGAGCCCCUGGCGGAGGGGCCCCUGAGCCCCCGGCUGCCGCAGGGCCAGCCCGGCUACGCCUACUGCCAGGAGGGCGCGGGGCGGACGCCCGAGCUCGCCCUGAAGCCCCGGGAGGACAGCCCCCUGGCCAAGAGCGGCGGCCUGCUGAGCCAGGACAUCAGCGUCAAAGUGGCGUCGGAGCUGCUGAUGAAACUCUCAGAGAACAACAAGGAUUCCUGUGUGCAGAUGGUGACGGUGAAGGCGGAGCCCAUGGAGGUGGACCUCCCGGACCAGACGCCGCCUCCGCCCCCCUCGCACCUGCUGGGCUUCAGCCCCUUGCCGGGGUGCGAGAAGACUGAGCCCCUGGUCGGCCUCCCCGAGGGCCUGGCCCGCCCGCAAAAGGGCCUGUUCUCCCAAGACAUAUCUGUCAAGAUGGCCUCCGAGCUCCUGUACCAGCUCUCAGAAAAAGUGAGCAAAGCUAACAACCACAAAGACGGCAAUAUGUUGGGCAUGAACAGCCCCUUCCUUGAAGACCGCUUCGGACAAUCACCCUUUUCGUCUUGCUCCAAGGAUGCGGCUGCCAGCGAGGCCAGCUCGUCGGCCAGGGCAGCAGCCCACGAUUCGGAGAAGGCGGGCGGGGAACCGGGGAACGGGACGUCCCAGUGGAGGAUGAGCGAGCAGCUGUACCCCUGCCCCGUGUGCGGGAAGGUUUUCGGCAGGCAGCAGACACUCUCGCGCCACUUGUCGCUGCACACAGACGAGCGGAAGUACAGAUGCCACCUGUGCCCGUACGCGGCCAAGUGCCGCGCCAACCUCAACCAGCACCUCACCAUCCACUCCGUCAAGCUGGUGAGCACCGACGCCGAGCAGAUCGUCACCGCCGUCACCGCCGAGGCCAGCCAGCGCAGCAACUGCCCCUACUACUACAGCUGUCACGUGUGCGGGUUCGAGACGGAGCUGAACGCCCAGUUCGUCAGCCACAUGUCCCUGCACGUGGACAAGGAGCAGUGGAUGUUCUCCCUCUGCUGCAGCGCCUGCGACUUCGUCUGCAGUGAGGAGAGCGAGAUGAAGACGCACGUCAGCGCCGACCACGCAGCGCUCAGCUCCCGGAGCCCCCUGAGCGAGACCAAGAGCACCUCGUCGUCCCUCUCGGCCCUCAGCGACUCCCUCAACGGCUCCGAAAGCAGUGACAUCACCCACGCCAACGAGGAGCUGAAGAGCCUGCUGGCCCCGCCCUCCUCCGGGGGCAGCCAAUCCGGAUCGGGAACAGAGGAGAAAUCAGAGAAAGGCUUCGAGUGCGUUUUCUGCAACUUCGUCUGCAAGACCAGGACGAUGUACGAGCGGCACCUGCAGAUCCACCUGAUCACGCGCAUGUUCGAGUGCGACGUCUGCCACAAGUUCAUGAAGACCCCCGAGCAGCUGCUGGAGCACAAGAAGUGUCACACGGUCCCUACCGGAGGGCUGAAGUGUCCCUUCUGCAUCUACUCCACCAACCGGCCGGCCGCCAUGGAGUGUCACCUGAAGACGCACUACAAGAUGGAGUACCGGUGCCGCAUCUGCCAGGCCCUGAAGCCCAACCAGCUGGAGCUGGAGAUGCACAUCCGCGAGCACCGGCUGGGCAACCACUACAAGUGCGAGCAGUGCGGCUACCUGUCCAAGACCGCCAACAAGCUGAUCGAGCACGUGCGCGUGCACACGGGCGAGCGGCCCUUCCACUGCGACCAGUGCAGCUACAGCUGCAAGCGCAAGGACAACCUCAACCUGCACAAGAAGCUGAAGCACGCGCCGCGGCAGACCUUCAGCUGCCCCGAGUGCUCCUUCAGCACCACCCACCCCUUCGUCUUCAGCCGGCACGUCAAGAAGCACCAGAGCGGGGAGUUCCCCGAGGAGGAGGCCCACCCGGCACCGCCGCGGAGAGCCGACAGGGAGGCGCCGCUCCUGGGGGGCGGGGGGAGCGGUGGUGGCAGCGGCGGCCCCUCCCUCGGCAUGUCCGCCUCCCACGCCCUGCAGUCGGUGGCCCUGUCGGUCAGCGGCAAGCAGCGGGAGGCCCCGCCGGCCCCGCGCUACCUCUCGGCCAAAGGCUCCCCCUUCUCCCUGCGCUACGAGGAGUACAGGAACUCGGAGCUGGCCCACCUCAUCCCGCUCACCACCCUCUUCUCCCCGAGCCAGUUCGGGGGAGGGGUGCCGUUCCGCUCCCCUCCCCCUCCCCUUGCCUGGCCGCGUCCCGCCUCGCCCUGCUCCUCGCCCUCCCCGUCCCUGUCGCCCACGUCGUUAAAGCACUCCUUCCUGGCCUACCUGGGGCUGACGGAGCGGGCCAAGGCGAUGUGAGGCGCCGGGCCAACCCCC
This is a messenger RNA of Megalops cyprinoides (Indo-Pacific tarpon), 4517 nucleotides long. RefSeq names its product zinc finger protein 827 (gene znf827). The transcript is spliced from 14 exons. NCBI's taxonomy places the organism in Eukaryota, Metazoa, Chordata, Actinopteri, Elopiformes, Megalopidae. Gene Ontology annotation, biological process: regulation of gene expression. The coding region runs from base 258 to 4499 and encodes 1413 amino acids. The record is from RefSeq and is a predicted model, not a curated record. Gene Ontology annotation, cellular component: nucleus.